AUGUAUGGAGGACUGCCGAGGUCGUAUCGAUCCUCAAAAAGGACUCCGAACCCCACAGACAUGAAUAUCUACCGGACUAUGCGCCUCAUCCCGUCAAUCAUGAAGCUACUUUGCGCCAACCUCACGAACCGGACUCAGAGGGGCCUUGAGGAACGCAACUUCCUCGCCCCAGAGCAGGCUGGAUUCCGGAGCCGCGAGGAGUGCAUGAGCCAUGACCUGACCUUCAUUGAAGUGGUGCAACGUCGCUCCAUUAGCUGCCAACAACCAACUUACGUAUGCUUCAUCGACUUUCAAAAGGCCUUUGACACGGUCCCGCACGAGGCUCCAUUUCUGAAGAUGGAACGUGCCAGAGUCUCCGGAAAGUGCUUAGCGUUCUUCCGUGCGCUCUAUGCAGACUCGUGGAUGUGCACCCGACUGGGCGACUGCUCAAGAACCCCUUCGAUAAGAAUCCGCCGUGGACUGCGACAGGGCGACCGCGCAUCCCCGCGCCUUUUCAACAUCUUCAUCAACGAUCUGCUGAACAACUGCAGACAAUACGGGCUUCAGGUGUCGUGGAUAGACUGUGGAGAACCCGGUGAGGAGCGCCUACAUAGAAACCGCCUCGCAGGCCUUCUACUUGCGGACGAUGUCGUGCUGUUGGCACCCGCCCCGGAAACGCUUGCGGCUAGCAUGCAACAAGUCAGCGCCUGGGCCGAUCGCUGGGUUAUGAACAUAGGAGCAUCGAAGUGCGGCGCCAUGGUCAUCCUUGGAGACUCGCAGCGCAUUCGCAAUCGCUCGUGGCGGUUGCAGAAUCAGGAAAUUCCGAUCGUGGAAAAAUAUCGCUACCUGGGGGUCUGUCUCACGCCGACGCUCGACGAAAAGGCACAAGUCGACGAGAUGAUCGCCAAGAUGCAUAGACGUACAGAGAUCGCACGUCCAUUCUUAUCCGACCCCUCUAUCUGCAUAGCAAUCCGUACGAGGGCACUAAGGAUGUGUAUCAUCCAGCCUUCGACCUGGGGUGCUGAAUGGUGCGGCAUGAAGCACACAAAUGCCUCGCGUCUGCAUACAGCCGCCAACAGGGCAAUGCGACUCGUUGGUGUUGGAUGCUCAGUGCAGCGCAGAGCGACCAACCCGCUGGCACUCGGACUUGAACUCCAAAUAGCCUCGAUAGAAGCGAUAGCAGCAGGCUGCCGGGCAUGUAUACGGGCCAAAGGGCCCACUAUGCGCACCUCCUUGAGUCGGAUUUUCAUGCAGACCCCAACGCACCGCUAG
Molecule: messenger RNA, 1251 nt
Organism: Cyanidioschyzon merolae strain 10D
Lineage: Eukaryota; Rhodophyta; Bangiophyceae; Cyanidiales; Cyanidiaceae
Product: retroelement
Exons: 1
Coding region: 1-1251 (416 amino acids)
Source: RefSeq, a predicted model, not a curated record